Messenger RNA from Dufourea novaeangliae, 688 nucleotides. It is a transcript of the gene mRpS16, whose product is annotated as probable 28S ribosomal protein S16, mitochondrial. The transcript has 2 exons. The record is from RefSeq and is a predicted model, not a curated record. Gene Ontology annotation, molecular function: structural constituent of ribosome. Gene Ontology annotation, biological process: mitochondrial translation. Lineage: Eukaryota; Metazoa; Arthropoda; Insecta; Hymenoptera; Halictidae. Gene Ontology annotation, cellular component: ribosome; mitochondrial small ribosomal subunit. Bases 203 to 613 code for a protein of 136 amino acids.
UGGUGCAAGUAUUUAAUCGAGCCGGUUCAAAACAUCGUAUGUUAAAUAAUGUAUUUAAUUUAGUUUAACUAUGUACAAUACUACUACAUCAUUUUAUGUUUGGAAACACUACGAGUAAACAGUACCUAUCAGCAUUUACUCGAAUUGUUUAAUAACAUAACCUGAGUCUAUAAGUGAAAAGUAUUGAAACAGUUAUACAAAAAUGCCGCGAUUACCAUUGCAUCCUUCUUCGGGAACUGGUCGUAUGCAACCUUUCGUUAAAGUGAUACGAUUUGUACGUUAUGGAUGCUCAAACAGACCAUUCUUUCAUAUUGUUGUAAUGAAUUCAAAACUUAAUCAGCAUCAUGCACCGAUAGAACAGUUGGGAACUUAUGAUCCUAUGCCAAAUAAAUAUAAUGAGAAAUUAAUUGCCUUGAAUUUUGAACGUAUACAAUAUUGGUUAGGAAGCCAUGCUAACGUUUCUAAACCAGUUGCUGAACUUUUUGGACUGGCUGGAUUUUAUCCAGUGCAUCCUAGGACAUACAUAACUGCAUGGAGAAAUCGAGGAGAUUAUAAUAAGGCUGAGGAAGAUAAAGAUUUCAAUAGUGCAACUCCUGCAGAAUCUGCAGGCUAACAAUCUUGCCUCCUGUUAUUUGUAUUUCACAUACAUCCUGUAAAUAAUAUGCAUAUAUAAAUAAAAUUAUUAUGA